Messenger RNA from Neofelis nebulosa (Clouded leopard), 3061 nucleotides. RefSeq names its product protein phosphatase 1 regulatory subunit 21 (gene PPP1R21). Gene Ontology annotation, cellular component: membrane; early endosome. The coding region runs from base 76 to 2418 and encodes 780 amino acids. The record is from RefSeq and is a predicted model, not a curated record. NCBI's taxonomy places the organism in Eukaryota, Metazoa, Chordata, Mammalia, Carnivora, Felidae. The transcript is spliced from 22 exons.
GAGCGUGUCUGGGUUGGGGGCGGGGGCGGGGCUGAGCGGCCUGGGCAGCCAGGCCCGGACGGGGCGGGGGAGGCCAUGGCCUCCGCAGAGUUGCAGGGGAAGUACCAGAAGCUGGCUCAGGAGUACUCGAAGCUUCGGGCUCAGAAUCAGGUCCUGAAAAAAGGUGUUGUGGAUGAACAAGCGAAUUCUGCUGCUUUAAAGGAACAACUGAAAAUGAAGGAUCAGUCAUUGAGAAAACUGCAGCAAGAAAUGGACAGUUUGACAUUUCGAAAUUUGCAGCUUGCCAAGAGGGUAGAACUACUUCAAGAUGAAUUGGCUGUAAGUGAACCCCGAGGCAAGAAAAACAAGAAAAGUGGAGAAUCUUCUUCUCAGUUGAGUCAAGAGCAGAAGAGCGUCUUUGAUGAAGAUCUACAAAAGAAGAUAGAAGAGAAUGAACGGUUACAUAUACAAUUUUUUGAAGCUGAUGAGCAGCACAAGCAUGUGGAAGCAGAGCUGAGGAGUCGACUGGCCACCCUGGAGAUGGAGGCGGCCCAGCACCAAGCCGUGGUUGAUGGCCUGACGCGGAAGUACAUGGAAACGAUCGAGAAACUGCAGAAUGACAAGGCCAAACUAGAAGUAAAAUCUCAGACUCUAGAGAAGGAGGCCAAGGAAUGUCGGCUUCGAACAGAAGAAUGUCAAUUACAGUUAAAGAACCUUCAUGAAGAUUUGUCAGGUAGAUUAGAGGAGUCCUUAUCAAUCAUCAGUGAAAAAGUACCUUUUAAUGAUACAAAAUAUAGUCAGUAUAACGCUCUGAACGUUCCACUCCACAAUAGGAGACAUCAGCUGAAGAUGCGGGACAUUGCUGGGCAGGCCCUGGCUUUCGUUCAAGAUCUUGUGACGGCUCUACUGAACUUUCACACCUAUACAGAACAGAGGAUUCAGAUUUUUCCUAUUGAUUCUGCCAUUGACACUAUAUCUCCGUUGAAUCAGAAGUUCUCACAGUACCUUCAUGAAAAUGCGUCCUACGUCCGCCCUCUUGAGGAAGGAAUGCUUCAUUUAUUUGAAAGUAUUACUGAGGAUACUGUGACUGUCCUGGAGACUACUGUGAAAUUGAAAACUUUUUCAGAGCACUUAACCUCUUACAUAUGUUUUCUUAGGAAGAUUCUUCCUUAUCAGUUAAAAAGUUUAGAAGAAGAAUGUGAAUCUUCUCUUUGCACAUCUGCGUUGAGAGCCAGGAAUCUAGAGCUGUCUCAGGACAUGAGAAAAAUGACAGCUGUGUUUGAGAAGCUGCAGACUUACGUCGGUCUUCUCGCUUUGCCAAGUACAGAGCCAGAUGGACUCCUUCGGACGAACUAUAGUUCUGUCUUAACAAAUGUUGGUGCUGCUCUGCAUGGAUUUCAUGAUGUCAUGAAAGAUAUUUCUAAACAUUACAAUCAGAAAGCUACAAUAGAGCAUGAACUUCCAACAGCAACACAGAAGCUCAUUACAACUAAUGACUGUAUCCUGUCCUCAGUAGUAGCAUUAACAAAUGGAGCAGGAAAGAUUGCAUCUUUCUUCAGCAACAAUGUGGACUACUUCAUUGCUUCUCUGAGCUACGGGCCUAAGGCAGCGAGUGGCUUCAUUAGUCCUCUUUCAGCUGAGUGCAUGCUGCAAUACAAGAAAAAAGCUGCCACCUAUAUGAAGGCUCUGAGAAAGCCCCUCUUGGAGUCUGUGCCUUACGAAGAAGCUCUGGCAAACCGCCGGGUCCUUCUCAGCUCUACUGAAAGUCGAGAAGGCCUUGCACAACAGGUUCAGCAGAGUCUGGAAAAGAUUUCUAAACUGGAGCAGGAAAAAGAACAUUGGAUGUUGGAAGCACAGUUGGCCAAAAUCAAGCUGGAGAAAGAAAACCAGCGAAUUGCAGAUAAGCUGAAGAGUACAAGCAUCGGGCAGGGGGUUGGGCCAGCCCAGGAAAAUCCCACUGGGGUGAAUGCAGGGGGCCAGGAAGAAGCCUCAACCAAGGCUGUGCUGGAGCCUAUUCACAGCACCAGUCUGAUUGGGAUUUUAACCAGGACAUCUGACAAUGAGGUUCCAGAUGUGGAGUCGCGUGAAGACUUAAUUAAAAAUCACUACAUGGCAAGGAUAGUGGAGCUGACAUCUCAACUGCAGCUGGCCGACAGCAAGUCAGUGCAUUUUUACGCCGAGUGCCGAGCACUCUCUAAGAGACUGGCCUUGGCCGAAAAGUCUAAAGAGGCACUGACGGAAGAGAUGAAAGUAGCUGGUCAGAACAUCAGCAGACUUCAGGAUGAGCUGACAACUACCAAGAGGAGUUAUGAGGAUCAGUUAAGUAUGAUGAGUGACCACCUGUGCAGCAUGAACGAGACAUUAUCUAAACAGAGAGAAGAGAUUGACACACUGAAGAUGUCCAGUAAGGGAAAUUCUAAAAAGAACAAGAGCCGAUAGUUUACACAUAGAUGGUUGGCGACUUCCUUCCAAAGCUGCUACUCUUGCGUGGAGCUGCAGGACCCAGACCGCUUGUCCAGUGUCCAGUGCCCAGUGCUGGCCACCUUCAGGGAGCUGGGCUGCUUUUGGACCUAGUAAACUAGUCAGUGUUGUAAAUGGCCUUGAAACAUUUAAAGUAUAUUUGUAACCAGUAAUGCAAAUACAGAAUUUGAUGUUGACAGUACAAUGGACAAUACAUGUAUCAUGGAUAUCGUAGGUUUCCUUAUGCUGUUUUUACUGUGCACUUUUUAAAAUUAGGUUUUAAUUUCAGUAUGUAAGAACAACAAAUAUUUUGUAUAUUUUCAAACUCAAUUAUAUGGUAAUCGAUUUGGUAUCUAUGGAAUAGAUCUAUGUUUCUGGAUAAAAUGCUUAAAUUGUCAAACUGUCAUUCCUUCUUGCUAUAAUUGAAAGCAGUCUCCAGAUUCUUUUUGAAGACUUAUUCGUAUUUUUUCUCUCUCUCUCUCUCAGAGGGAGUGGGUCUUGCAAACUUCAGAUCUUGUGGGUUUAUUAUCAUUGUCUUAUUAUCACAGCUCUUCAGUACCUUCUCUGUGUUGGAAUAAUAGCUUAAGGAAAUUGAUGUCAAUAAAUUCGUACUUAUGUCAAA